AUGGCGAUACCGCAGAAACCAGCGGAAGCUUUCUCUUCGUCCCCUGCCUUUGCAACACCCGUCCAUCCCCUCAACAACAAUCCUGGUCAACGACCUCCCCCGCCGCCAGCAUUUAAGCCUCAGAUAGCGACUAUAUUGCCGACUCUCCUGCCCCCGCCUACAUUACGGCCUUUGGCGUUUAGAACAUUCACGAAGAAGCACAAUCUCACCCUCAAUUCAUCAGCGCUCCAGGCUCUAGCGACAUUCAUAGGCAGGCACUGUGGCUCAGGAUGGCGGGAAGAGGGCACUGGGGAGAAGGUAUUGGAGGAAGUCGCGAAGAUCUGGAAGGCAGAAAAUGGACCUGUCAUCGUCGAGGACGGCGAUAGAUUGAAGACAAUCUUGAGAACCUUGGAAGGAUGCAUGAGUGUAGGAAGGAUAGGGACGCUCAAAAGUGGUAGCAGUCUCAGUAGGCAGACGAGUUUUGCUUUUAGCAACGACUCUGCUGUGGAUCAGGGAGACUCGAGAAGACCCAGUCUGGAGAGGCAAAGCAGCAGCUUCGGGCUCUCAGGAUUGAAGGUGAACUCACCUGGACCCGAGGAACAGGAAGAAGGAAGCAAGGAUCCGCGGAGCUGGUUGAAAGUCGUCAGUGCAUUCGACCAACCUCGAUUUACGUACGAUGUCGACAAGAAGCACUUCUUGACACUGUCCUCGAGGCCGAGCAUGUUCCCUAAUCCUUCGCACAAAACAGCAGUCUUCAAAGAACGAUACAACAUCAUACUUCAGAGAUUGUUGCGUAACCCGGCAUUCCAAGCGCCAUCGCUCUCAAGCAUACAGCCAACGAUCUCAAGAAGGAACAAAAUUUCCGCUGCAGAGCGCAAUUUGUACAAAAUCACCCCGAUUGCGAACUUAUUAGGUCGAGGCGGCAGUUCGCACCUGCUGCUAGGAAUGCUGGUGAUUGCGCCCACGGGCACACUUGCGCUAACCGAUUUGAGCGGGAGUAUUUCCCUGGACCUUCAUCAUGCGACAUCGAUGCAGGAAGACGAGCCAUAUUUCUGCCCCGGCAUGAUAGUGCUGGUUGACGGCGUGUACGAGGAAGACUGGGCUGGAGCUGGAUCAAGUGGUCUUGGAAACACUGGAGGCGUUGGCGGGACCAUUGGCGGUCGCUUUGUUGGAUUUGAAAUCGGCGGACCUCCAGUUGAAAAGAGAGACGUGUCGCUCGGUAUCAAUUUGAAAGCCGAAGACUUGGGAGGUGGUUUCGGCUGGACCGACUUCCUAGGCCAAGGCUCCGAGCGUGCUGUGGGGAGUCGAAUGAGGAGGCUGGAGCAGCGACUUGUUGGAUUAGAGGCCGAAUUGGAGGGCGGGCGGGCCAGGAAGAUGGUGUUUGUUUCAGAUGUGACUCUGGACCGACCGACGACGCUGUCCGCAUUACGAAAGGUGUUGGAGCAAUACUCCGGAGCAGAAACUCCACCAAUGACAUUUGUACUCACUGGGGACUUUGCUAGUACAGCAGCGAUGGCAGGCGCAGGAACUGGCUCGAUCGAGUACAAGGAGCUAUUCAAUGAACUUGCGGCAGUCAUGUCUGAUUUCCCUUCCCUGUUGCGCUCCUCAACCUGGAUAUUCGUUCCCGGAGACAAUGACCCCUGGGAAUCCUCUUUCAGCGCUGGAGCAAGCACACUAAUACCAAGACAAGGCGUGCCAGAGCUUUUUACAAAUAGAGUGAAGCGCGCAUUUGCGACGGCAAAGUCAGAGGCCGGGUUUGCCAAAAAGGACCAUGUCGAUGGCGAAGCAAUUUGGACGAGCAACCCGACAAAAUUGAGUUUGUUCGGGCCUGCACACGAAGUCGUUAUUUUUAAAGACGACAUCUCCGGUCGGUUCAGAAGAAACGCCGUACGCAUAGGUCAGGCUGCAAAGCAAACGCAGCAGCCACCCACAGAAGCUGCAGAGUCACAAUCUGGAGAGGACAUUGUUAUGUCAGGCGCAUUGCCUUCGACCGAGGAUGUCAUAGACGGAGACUCACAAAUGACGGAACAAGCAGCGGUCGACUCGCCUAUGGCUAAUGACACUCCAGGCGAACCUUUCGUUGUCAAGGAAGCAAAGCGACUGAUCCUGUCUCUACUCCCCCAAUCUACGGUGUCGCCGUUCCCAUUGACAGUGCGUCCUGUCCAUUGGGACUACGCUGCUUCUGCUCUGGGGCUGUACCCGUUACCUCACACUCUCGUGCUCGCGGAUAAGGAGGCGAGUCCAUUCGCUCUAACAUUUGAGGGUUGUCACGUUAUCAAUCCUGGACGAUUAGUAGAAGGUGGUGGCAGGCGGAAGAAAGUACAGUGGGUUGAGUAUGACUGUUGGACGAAGAGAGGGACAAUUAAAGAGGACUGGCUUGGUUGA
Messenger RNA from Lecanosticta acicola, 2364 nucleotides. Lineage: Eukaryota; Fungi; Ascomycota; Dothideomycetes; Mycosphaerellales; Mycosphaerellaceae. The record is from the annotation of a GenBank genome assembly.